Bursaphelenchus okinawaensis is the source of this 2202-nucleotide messenger RNA. Lineage: Eukaryota; Metazoa; Nematoda; Chromadorea; Rhabditida; Aphelenchoididae. The record is from the annotation of a GenBank genome assembly.
AUGAAGUGCGAACUAUGUUCAGAACGUAUGGCGAAGGUUAAGGUUGGCAAAACUCAAAAGUUGGCUUGUAAAGAGUGCUUUAUCUAUUGGUUUGAAGAGGUAAGACCGAUUUUUCUUUAAAAUAUUUUUAAUUUUUAGGUUUUUAUAAUGUCUGUAGUGUUUUAAAAUGUUUAUAAGAUGUUAUACUUGUUUUAUAAAUGUUUCAGGACGUUUAUGAGACGAUAAAGAAGACAAACAUAUUUAAACGAGGUGAUAAAGUAGCUGUUGGAGUGUCUGGUGGAAAAGAUUCGACAGUUUUGGCUAAUACACUGGACGUAUUGAAUAAAAGACAUGAUCUUGGACUUGAACUGAUACUAGUUUGCAUAGAUGAAGGUAUUGCUGGUGAGUAUUUGGUUUUCUUGUUGUUUUUAGGAAGAAUUGAUGUUAUUGUGGCGCUAGGACAAAUGCGGUUUUUGGACAUUUGCGGAUCUGCGGUUUUUAGACACUUGCGGAUCUUCGGUUUUUGGACACUUGCGGAUUUUGGACAUUUGCGGAUUUUUUAAAGGUUUUUUUUAAUUUUUUAGUUAAUUUAGUCGUAUUAUGGUACUAAAUUGUACUAAAGUUUGAAUUGGUACGGUUUUAACAUAACAGUACUUUUUUGGGCUUUUAAUACUAUUUAGUACCAAAAAUAUAAAAACAGUACCAAUUAAAAAUUUAGUAUUAUUUAACAUUAAGAAAUAUUAAAACAGUGCCAAUUUAAACUUUAGUACCAUUUAGUACCAUACUACAAAUAAAUUAAAUAAAAAAUAAAAAAAAACCCCUUUAAAAAAUCCGCAAGUGUCCAAAAACCGAAGAUCCGCAAGUGUCUAAAAACCGCAGAUCCGCAAAUGUCCAAAAACCGCAUUUGUCCUAGCGCCGUUAUUGUUAGCAUGGUGUGAAGGUGUUUUUUUGUUGGGAAUAGGAUAGUUAACAUAUGGCAAAAAUUUUGUGGAAAGUUUAUUUGUGUUUUGGUUGACAAACUGGGUGUUUAAUGUUUUUGUUAGUUUUGGAAGUAGAUAUGAUUAAAAUUUGGCACUAUAAUGAAGCUGUUUGAUGUAGUGUGGAUGUUUAUUGUUUCUAAUAGUUAAAAUACGAGAUCACCAGCGUUUUCGAUAUAAGUAAACGUUUGUUCUGAGUUUCCAUAGAUUUUUUACUUUCUUUUAGGCUACCGUGAUGGCUCAAUAGAAGAAGUUCACAAAAACGAGUCAGAUCUAGGCUUGAAACUUGUGAUCUUAUCCUACAAACGAAUAUACGGCUGGACAAUGGACGAAAUUGUAAAGAAAAUAGGAAACAAAAACAAUUGCACGUUUUGUGGAGUCUUCAGAAGGCAAGCGUUGGAUCGUGGAGCAAUGUUAGUGGGUGCUGUUAAGUUGGUAACAGGACACAAUGCUGAUGAUAUUGCCGAGACUGUGUUGUUGAACAUGUUGAGAGGAGAUGUGCCUCGGUUGGAGAGAUGUACAGCUCCGAUGACUGGUCAAGAAGGACAAUUGCCUCGAGUAAAACCUUUCAAAUAUACAUAUGAGAAGGAUAUUGUGAUGUAUGCUCAUCAUAGGAAGCUGCCGUACUUUUGUGUGGACUGUAAAUACUCUACCAAUGCUCAUAGAGGUUAUGCCAGGUAAGAUUGAUGUUUUUUGGAGAUUUUCGGCAUGUGGAGAAAGGAUAAUUUAUAUAUUUUGGGUUUUAUUGAAAGAACUGACAAAGGCCGUCUACUACAAUAUAAUUUUUUGGUGUUAUAUAAUAUUUAAUGGAUUUAGAAGACUAAAUUAUAUCUAGUUAAGUAACAAUAACAUCUUCCAACAUUUUUAAAAUUUAUCUUUUAGAGUCCUGAUAAAAGACCUUGAAAGGGAGCGUCCUCAAGCCAUAUUGGACUUGAUAUCAUCAGGUGACAAGAUUGCGGCCAAAGAAGACAUUAAAGCUCCAACAGAAAGAAGAUGUGAUCGUUGUGGAUUCAUGUCAAGUCAGCCUAUAUGUAAAGCAUGUCUUUUGUUAUACGGAUUGGAAACGAACAACUUAUCAUUGGGUAUAUCAAAGAAGGGCAAGUUGUCAGAUAAAGAAGUGGUUGAGUUAACCAAAAACAAGAUUGAAAGAAUGGCAAUAGAUGAAAAUAGGAAUUAUGCUGGUGGCUGUGGGAGUGAAGAUUGUGGAGGAGGUGGAUGUGGGAGUGGUAUUGCUGUGGAUUUUUGA